AUGGGCUAUUCCUUGAACAAACCUCGUUCCUUCCACUCGUAUCGCACAUUAAAAAUGCCAGCUUUGGAGCCUCAAUCCAAAGUAUUACUAACAGGUACGAAACCAACUAAACUCAACCCACCAACUCAUAAAUCUAACAAAAAUAACAUGCUUGCAGGUGGAUCCGGGUUUCUCGGUGCAUGGACUCUCAAGAACCUCCUUGAAUCCAACUUACGUAUCCGUGCCGUCGUCCGUUCCCGAUCCAAAGCCGACUACUUGCUCGACUGCUUACAACAACAUCGCAGUAACCUCGAGUUUAGAAUCGUAAAAGAUAUUACCGUACCAGGCGCAUUUGAUGAAGUGUUUGAAGACGGAAUGGUGCAAGGUGUAAUUCAUUCGGCCUCUCCGAUGCCGACAACCAACCCAGACGAAGACCCCGAUUUGCACAUCAAACCUGCGGUGGAAGGAACACUCAGCGUGCUCCGAAGUGCCGCUAAAAUAGGCACCGUGAAGCGAGUGGAGAUCACAUCGUCCUUAGUUGCCGCACUCGAGCCCAAAAAAGCACCCGUUACGUACACUGAGGAGUCAUGGAACGAUACGGCCGUCAAAACUGUACAAGAAAGAGGGAAGGGCGCGCCUCCGUAUAGUAAAUAUACAGCAUCAAAAGUUUUGGCGGAGCGGUCUGCUUGGGAGUUUGUAAAGGAGGAGAAUACGUCAUUUGAUUUGGUCACUUUGCUCCCAAGCUAUAUCUGGGGUGUACGUACAUUUUCUUUUCUUGUUCACCUAACUAACGUCUCAAAGCCUAUCAUUAGCGAAACAACGGCCAAUAUCAAAGGUUCCAACGCGUACCUACUGGAUAGGCUCAAGCACGAUAGACUAGAGAAACUGACAGCUCAAGAGGCUUUGAUGGAAUUGCGGAUGGUGGAUGUUCGAGAUCUGGCCGUUCUACAUGUACAGGCUCUUCUCGUGCCUGCUGCUGGAGGAGAGCGCAUCCUUGCUUCUGCCAACGAGCUGACUUGGCAACGAUGCUUUGACGUGAUUAACCAGAGCGGCAUACCUGGAAUGAAGCCAAUCCGAGGCUAUCCAGAAAAGCUCAAGGGUGAUUGGAAGCCUUUGAUCGUAAUAUCACGUGAAAAGGCCAAAAGUAUCCUUGGAAUAACGUAUAGGCCUGCCGAAGAGACGAUCAAAGACUUGGUCGCCGAUGCGAUUCGAAUUGGGUGGGCCCAAGAACCAUAG
Messenger RNA from Acaulospora colombiana, 1215 nucleotides. NCBI's taxonomy places the organism in Eukaryota, Fungi, Glomeromycota, Glomeromycetes, Diversisporales, Acaulosporaceae. The record is from the annotation of a GenBank genome assembly.